UUAUAAAGUUUAGUAGAGUGAGAGAAGCGACAAAAACGCCUAAUCCCUAAAAAUUGUUUGGAGAACUCACUACACAAAACCAACAAUGGCGUCACCGGCAGCAACCAUGGGUAUCGCCAUGACCGUAACUUCACACUUCUCAACCUCUUCUCGUCUUCUCGCUUUCCAACCAAACCUUAUACCACACAAACGCCAAACCAAAACCUUUUCAAUUUCAACCAAUCGUAAAACCACCGUAACCGCCUGCACCGUGACUACCGCACCACCGGCACCGCAAUCUCCUGUCGACGACGACACCGUUAAUCUCUCUGGUUCUACUCGAACUGUGACCACUCUAUUCGGAAUUGCGGUUUUGUGUAUCAAAGCUUUUGUUAACAUUCUUCCACCGCCGGAACUAUGUUUAUCGAUUGGAACUUCGUCGUCGUCGCUGUUCUUUGCUGCUUUUGUGAAUAAGAGUACUCGGGGUUCGCUGAGCACGCCGUUGACGGUUGUAGCGGCGGGAUUGAAGAAAUGGUUAGAUAUUUACAGUGGUGUUUUGUUGGUUAGGGUUUUGUUGAGUUGGUUCCCAAAUAUUCCGUGGGAAAGACAGCCACUUUCUGCAAUUAGGGAUCUUUGUGAUCCUUAUCUUAGUUUGUUCAGGAACGUUAUUCCCCCUGUUUUUGAUACUCUUGAUAUUAGUCCUCUUCUUGCUUUUGCUGUUUUGGGAACUCUCGCUAGUCUCCUCACUGUUCCUGUUUAGAACUACCCUCACAGGUGUGGGCUACUCGAGAAUGUUUUCAUGACCGGCAAAGCAUCGCCUUCCAUAGUUUUGGCAGAAUUUUGAAAAACAGGUUCUUGAGAAGCAUAGGAUUAAGUUUGGUUUCUCUAUACAAUGUAAUUUUUCAGAUUGAUAUAUUUUGGUAGUUAUGCAUGUGGUUAUGAAAGUCGAUGGAUUUUCAUUUUCGAAUAAUGUAUGUUGUGUGUUAUUAUUGGGUUGGAUAGUUUAGUUGUGUAUCUUAAUUGAAAUUCAUUGACUAUGAGCUCUGCCCAGAGUUUGCAAGCUAGUAAUCUUGCUCUGGCAUAAAUAUAAAAUACAUGUUCGAUAUUGGUUAUGAAAA
Molecule: messenger RNA, 1097 nt
Organism: Lathyrus oleraceus (garden pea)
Lineage: Eukaryota; Viridiplantae; Streptophyta; Magnoliopsida; Fabales; Fabaceae
Product: ylmG homolog protein 1-2, chloroplastic
Exons: 2
Coding region: 86-739 (217 amino acids)
Biological process (GO): chloroplast fission
Cellular component (GO): membrane; chloroplast
Source: RefSeq, a predicted model, not a curated record